Manihot esculenta (cassava) is the source of this 2946-nucleotide messenger RNA. RefSeq names its product protein transport protein SEC24. Gene Ontology annotation, biological process: endoplasmic reticulum to Golgi vesicle-mediated transport; intracellular protein transport; COPII-coated vesicle cargo loading. Bases 180 to 2414 code for a protein of 744 amino acids. Gene Ontology annotation, molecular function: zinc ion binding; SNARE binding. Gene Ontology annotation, cellular component: COPII vesicle coat; endoplasmic reticulum exit site. The record is from RefSeq and is a predicted model, not a curated record. Lineage: Eukaryota; Viridiplantae; Streptophyta; Magnoliopsida; Malpighiales; Euphorbiaceae. The transcript is spliced from 14 exons.
UGCCACGUCUGCUGAAGUUCUCCGAUGUGGCAUAACUCUACUGGUCCCUCCCACGUAGAUCCUCGAGCUCUUUCCAAGCCACCCUACGGGUUCAAUACUCUUCCCUUUCUUCCAUCUCCGUUUGUUUCCCGAGAAACCAGAAGAAAAACAUCAGGGGAAAGAAAAAUAUCGAAAGCACCAUGGCAGUUCGUGCCACCGUUUCACGAUUCCCAAUGGACCAAGACGCACAGGAAUCUUCAGGCCUCCCUUGGGGAGUCACUGUGACCCCAUUCGCUGCCAAGGACGAGAAUGGCCAGCCUCCAACUUAUGGAUCGGACGGUGAUUUACUGCCUCGAUGCGAGAAUUGCUACGCCUACUUCAAUACCUACUGCGAGCUCGACCAGUGGGCGUGGACCUGCGCUCUCUGUGGAACCCUUAAUGGGCUCACCUCUCGCGCCAUUGCUCGUUACUCGCAUCCUCAGUCUUGUGCGGAGAUGAUGUCCUCGUUUAUUGAUCUUGAGUUGCCUAUUGAGGGGUCAGAGGAAGAAAUGAUGCAAGCUCGUCCAGUCUAUGUGGCAGCUGUGGAUUUGUCAUCUUCAGAAGAAUUUUUGGAGCUUACUAAGAGUGCACUACAAGCAGCUUUAGAAGCUCUUGCGCCUGGUGCUUUGUUUGGGCUUGCGACCUUCAGCCACAAACUGGGAUUGUAUGAUGUUCAAGGGCCUAUUCCGGUUGUAAAGAACAUGUUUAUUCCUUCUGAUACAGAGGGCACCCUGCCAAUUGAGCUUGAAGAUGCAAUGCCUUUACUACAAUUCUUGGCCCCGGUUGAUACUUGUAAGGACCGUAUUACAGCUGCACUUGACACACUUAGGCCAACAACUGCAUGGGAGAGAACAACAGGUGCAGGUCAAGGGCUAGAUGGUGUUUUGAUGGGUGGGCGGGGUUUUGGUGUUGCAAUGGAAGCCCUAUUUAAAUACCUUGGAUCAGAGUAUGGAAACAUAUUUGCUUUAGCUAGAGUCUUUGCCUUUCUAUCUGGUCCUCCUGAUUAUGGGGCUGGGCAAUUGGACACAAGGAGGUAUGGUGAACAAUAUGCUAGUAAGGGUGAGGAUGCAGACAGGGCUUUACUUCCAGAACAGACACCGUUCUACAAAGAUCUGGCUGCUGUCGCUGUUCAAGCAGGUGUAUGUGUAGACAUUUUUGCUGUUACAAAUGAGUACACGGAUUUAGCAUCCCUCAAGUUUCUUAGCAUUGAAAGUGGGGGCUCAUUGUUUCUGUAUUCAAAUACAGAUGACUCGACACUUCCUCAGGACAUUUAUCGGAUGUUAAGUCGACCAUAUGCUUUUGGUUGCAUACUUCGAUUGAGGACAUCUUCUGAGUUUAAGCCUGGUCAUUCUUAUGGUCAUUUCUUUCCAGAUCCACAAUACGAAAAUGUUCAGCACAUUAUUUGUUGUGAUUCUUAUGCCACAUAUGCCUAUGAUUUUGAUUUUGCAAGUACAGAUGGCUUUUCCAGAUAUGCAUCAGAACAACCUGUGCUUCAGAUUGCAUUUCAGUACACAGUUGUUGUGCCCCCUGAAGAGCUUUCAAAUUCAGGGUUGGUUUCUGCAAGUGGAGGGAAGCAUUCCCUUAAACGGCGAUUGAGGAUCCGAACUUUGCAAUUUGGUGCUGCUCGAAAUGUUAAUGAACUCUAUGACAGUGUUGAUCCUGAAGCUGUCCUAUCAGUUCUUGUUCACAAGGUUAUAUUAGCCUCUCUGGAGCAAGGGGUUCGGGAGGGCAGGAUGUUGCUUCAUGAUUGGCUUGUAAUCCUCACCGCUCAGUAUAAUGAUGCUUAUAAAUUGGUUCAGUUUAAGAAUGGGAGCUUGGUAACUGGUCAGAUUGAUGUUGCAUUCUCACAUUGCCCACAACUGCAGCCCUUACCUCGUCUAGUUUUUGCUUUGCUUCGAAAUCCUCUUCUUCGUUUCCAUGAAGAAGGUGUCCACCCUGACUACCGGAUCUACCUGCAAUGUCUUUUCAGCGCGCUUGAACCAAGUUCCCUUCAUCGUGCAGUAUAUCCGGUACUAAUGUCAUAUUCUACACCAGAUAAACAAGCAUAUCCUCGCCACUCUUUGAGCCGUGCUGCUCUAAUUACCAGUGGUAGUCCAAUAUUUUUCCUUGAUGCAUUUACAACUCUAAUUGUGUUCUACUCAUCUACGGCAGAUCCUGCGCUUCCUUUUCCUCCACCCCAGGAUUGUUUAUUAAGAACAACCAUUAACAAAUUGAAGCAAGACAGGAGUAUAACUCCGAAAUUGAUUUUUAUCCGGGGAGGGCAUGAUGAUGCCUCUGCUUUUGAGCAUUACCUCAUUGAGGAACAGGAUGUUAAUGGCAAUGGCUUCACAAGUGUCAUGGGUUUUGUUUCUUUCCUUGAAGACAUUACCCAGAGUGUGUUGGAAUACAUGAAAUAAGAAGGCCAAUAACAUAAGCUAAUCAUACUCAACAGAAAGUCCUAAGCUCACAAAUUUGGUGGAGGUGCUGAAAUUGGUAAGAAAUGAGCCAAACAUUGAUAUGGAGUACAGCAUGUGUAGUUCAAAACUUUGUUGUGGCGAAAUGAGAUAUGAAAGUUUUGUACCAUUGGAACCAAGCGUGGGUUAUCGAAAUGUGUGUCCCUUCUUAAAUCUGUUGGAAAUUCCCUUCACAAACUACAUACAGAUCACCAUAUUUAGGAACAUAGAUUAGUCAUUUUAUCAAGGUCGCAGGCACUGAAAAUUUGCCUGUGGUUUUUGUUGCAACAACAAUACAGGUGGAUCAAAUUGUGCCAAGAGCUGUUCUUCUAGGGUUUAUAGUUUUUGCUGUUAAGAGGGAAUCAAAUCUGUCAAAUUCAUUAGAGGUAGUAGGUAUUUCUCUUUUUGACUUGAAUUUUACAAUUGGCGAUUGCAUCUCUUGAGAAAUGUAUGAUGUGGCAUGUACUGUUUUUGACAAAUAUAUUUUCUUUGCUCA